UUUUUUUUUUUUUUUUUUUUUUUUUUUCACGCAUUUCAACGGGUGUUGUGUGAAUACUAAGUCCGAUGACCACAAUACUGCUUCUUUCCUUUGUGUAUCUAUCAGCGGCAGAGGUCUUGAGCUGCUCAAGAGUGGAGAUAUUGGAAGAAGGUAAGAGAGACUGGGGGGUCGGCGGACCAUGGAACCACCACUCGAGGUCGGGGCGACGAUCUGGAGCACCGUGUCGACGUCGCGGGAGCUCAGGGCGUCAUAAAGGGCGAGCACCACCCUUCGAUUGCUGGACUUAGCGUCUUCCAGAGCUUCCAGAGAGUUAGCCAGUCGUAAUCGUGCUUUCCGCCGUCUGUAGAUGACAACAGAUCAUCAAUGCCAGUUCUUCCCACCUUGGCCGAUCCAACUGACAGCCUCCCCAUCUUCCUCCGUCAACGGCUGGGCGGUGAAAUCGCAGGGAGUGGAGAAUGAGCGACUGCACGAAAUAGAUCCCGAAGAAUCCAAGCAAGUAGAUGAAGGAGGCGACGAACGCGAGUAUCGCGACGAUCUCGGAGAAGUUCACGACGUGGAGCGGCGUCGAGGUCCUGAUCUUCCUCUAUUAUUUUCUGAAGCUCAGCAUCUGCCCAAUCUUCAAUUCUGUCUGGGUUUUUUACGAGAGGCAAAUGAUCGGCUGCGACCAGUGCAAGCAGAUCAAGGUCGGGAGAAUGAUGAGUUUUCCGGCGAGGCACUCGUAGAGACGCUCACGAAGGGUAGCUUCUAACUGAGUACUCAUUUUGGGCUUCCUGCUCGACCCUGUAGUCAUCUUCGUCGACAAUGGCCUUCACCAGCCUCUCCAGCUGCUUCUUUAUCUCCACGGCCUUCGCCUUCUCCGCCGCCGUGGACGCAUCGGCGUCGGUCACAGUUCCCUCCCCGGAGACGAAACCUUUCCUGGCCAUUUGCGGAGGAAGGAAGAAAAAUUGAGAUCAGGGGUUGCUGUUGCUCUGAUUAUUCGUCUCAGAUGAAUGGGACGUCGAGAAUUGUAGACCGUUGCUGCAGCUGCAUCGUCUCGUCUGUCAGAGGAAGGCGAGAGAGACACAGAGAGAGAUGCUCUGUUUUCCUGGAUUUCUUUUUGUCUUGGUUUCUGUGUGCGACUGAUUGAUGGAGAUGGAUCGCCCGUUGGUGUAGAAAUCAGGGACGCCGCCGCCUCCUCCGCCAUUGAAGCCUCCCGAUUGCAUUUUUUUUUUUUUUUUUUUUUUUUUUUUUUUUGGUGCC
This is a messenger RNA of Pyrus x bretschneideri (Chinese white pear), 1239 nucleotides long. RefSeq lists its product as uncharacterized. Bases 347 to 748 code for a protein of 133 amino acids. The record is from RefSeq and is a predicted model, not a curated record. NCBI's taxonomy places the organism in Eukaryota, Viridiplantae, Streptophyta, Magnoliopsida, Rosales, Rosaceae. The transcript has 2 exons.